Messenger RNA from Asparagus officinalis (garden asparagus), 1218 nucleotides. RefSeq names its product protein FAR1-RELATED SEQUENCE 5-like. The record is from RefSeq and is a predicted model, not a curated record. Lineage: Eukaryota; Viridiplantae; Streptophyta; Magnoliopsida; Asparagales; Asparagaceae. The transcript is spliced from 4 exons. Gene Ontology annotation, biological process: regulation of DNA-templated transcription. Bases 1 to 1218 code for a protein of 405 amino acids.
AUGGAGGAUAAAACAUGGAAAGUUAUAGGUUUUAUUGAAGAUCAUACAAACCACAUGCUCAGUAGUCCAGAUAAAGCAAAGAUGCACAGGUCACAUCAACAAUUUCAUAGAAGUAAAAGGUGUAAAAAAAUGAUUCAAUGUUUGCAAGAAGAUAUUCCUCCUUCCACUAUUUCUCAUGUUAUUAACACGACAAGUGGAAGAGAAGAUAAAUCAGUGGCACCACAACAGUGCAUUGACUAUAUGAAAACUCAAAGGCACAAUAAUAUUGGUAAUGAAUGUAUAUCUGUUAUCCAAUAUUUUCAAAGAAAGGCAGCUAAUGAUGCAGAUUUUUAUUUUGCAUUGGAAGUAGAUUCUGAUGAACAAGAAGAAACAUUUGUUUGGUUAUUUCAGGAAUGGUUAAACUGCAUGCAUGGAAUUGAACCAGGUGCUAUCAUCACAGACCAAGACCGAGCAAUGUGUAAUGCCAUUCAUAAAGUCUUUCCAAACACAAGGCAUCGUUAUUGUUAUUGGCAUCUACAGCGACAUAUUGCCGAUCAUUUGCAUACUUUGAAUUCUGUUUAUGGUGAAGAAUUUCAAAAAUAUUGGGACUUGUGGUGUAAUAGUGGUAACAUUGAGAACUUUAAUUUGCAUUGGCUCGAGAUGAAAGAGAAGUUUAAGAUAAUAGAAGAAGAAGAUGGAUGGCUGCAAACUAUGUACAUGUAUCGAGACCAUUGGGUGUCAUGCUUCUUAAAAGGAAUUUUUUUUGCAGGAAUGAGAUCAACUCAAAGGAGUGAAAGCAUCAACUCAUUCUUUGAUGGAUAUGUGAAUUCACAAACACAGUUAAAAGAAUUUGUAACUCAAUAUGAAACGGCUGUGAUACAUCGACGAUUGAGUAAAGCACAUGAAGAUUUUAGAACUCUUAAUACAAAACCGCAGUUUCACCUUGGGCAUCCAAUUGAAAGACAAGCUGGAAGUAGUUAUACCCGCACUAUGUUUCAUGUAUUUCAGAAUGAGAUCAAAGGGUGUGGUGUUCUUGGCCUUCAAGAGGUGACUAAAGAAGAAAAGUUUGUUUUAUGGCGAGUUGGUGACUUAGAUGAAAGCAAUGAAAAGUGGAGGUUUGUUACUUAUGAUGAAUGUAGAGAAUUACAGUAUAGUUGCAGUUGUGAUGCGGCCUCCCUAGCCGGUGAAAUCGUGCCCUCCCUACUCGUGCUCUCCUCUUUUCAAGAAUGGAGGAGAUAA